This is a messenger RNA of Rangifer tarandus platyrhynchus (Svalbard reindeer), 579 nucleotides long. NCBI's taxonomy places the organism in Eukaryota, Metazoa, Chordata, Mammalia, Artiodactyla, Cervidae. The record is from the annotation of a GenBank genome assembly.
AUGCAGGUGAAGCCGCCGACCUGCGGGGGAAUGGCCUGGAGUCCCAUUCUCUCGGGAGACCUCCCUCCUCCCACUCACUCCGGGAAAGCUCUCCCCUUCCCGGUGGUUCUGGUCCUUUCCCCCAACUCUGGGCGCUCACGUCACCGGCGAACCUCUACCCACGCGCCAGCGCCGCAACCAACCGAGAAAAUAAACAAACCCCAGCGCGCGGCGGCGGGCGCGCCAGGCCCCUCCCCCGCUCCGCCCCGCGGCUCUCACGCCGCCCCCUCAGCCGGGACUUCCCUCCCGCCCUCGGCUCUCGGCCGCGCUCUCUCCGCCCCUCACCGCGGCCCGCAGCCGCGCUCCCCGCCGCGGUCCGCCCGGCCCGACGCCCCGGGGCCCGUUAGUGCCCGGUGCCCGCUCGCGGGGCCGCCGCGCGACCCCUGCCCGGUGCGAGCCCGCCGCUGCCCCCCGACACUUGACCCAGCGCAGUCCCAACGCCCAGUGCGGCCGCCCCGGGAGCCGCGGAGCGGCGGCGGCGGCGGCAGGGGGAGGAGGGAGAGGAGGGCCGAGCCGGCGGCCGGGGAGGCCCGGUUUUGA